Messenger RNA from Ictalurus furcatus (blue catfish), 4978 nucleotides. It is a transcript of the gene fhit, whose product is annotated as fragile histidine triad diadenosine triphosphatase. Gene Ontology annotation, biological process: diadenosine triphosphate catabolic process; negative regulation of proteasomal ubiquitin-dependent protein catabolic process; intrinsic apoptotic signaling pathway by p53 class mediator. Gene Ontology annotation, molecular function: bis(5'-adenosyl)-triphosphatase activity; ubiquitin protein ligase binding. Lineage: Eukaryota; Metazoa; Chordata; Actinopteri; Siluriformes; Ictaluridae. Gene Ontology annotation, cellular component: plasma membrane; cytoplasm; nucleus. The transcript has 7 exons. The record is from RefSeq and is a predicted model, not a curated record. Bases 110 to 562 code for a protein of 150 amino acids.
CCUGUGCACCGCUUACACAGACCGUUCCCACGUCACAACAGCCUGCGAACUCGUGUCUGCUGCUAAUUACCUCAGCUGGGGGCCGAGGGGAGAUCUGGCGGGUGAAGCCAUGGCUACAUUGCGCUUUGGGCAGAACAUUAUAAAGGCAUCAGCUGUGUUUCUACAAACAGACCUGUCCUUCGCUCUGGUUAAUCGGAAACCUGUGGUGCCUGGCCAUGUGUUAGUGUGUCCCGUAAGGCCGGUGGAGCGUUUCCGUGACCUGCGGCCUGAUGAACUGGCAGAUUUGUUCAGCACCACGCAGAGAGUGGCCAACGCUGUAGAGAAACACUUCAGUGCCUCCUCCUUGACCAUCGCUAUCCAGGAUGGACCCGAGGCCGGACAGACGGUGAAGCAUGUGCACGUCCACGUACUGCCGAGGAAGCCUGGAGACUUCGAGAGGAACGACAGCAUCUACGAUGAGCUCCAGAAACAUGACCGUGAAAGUGAAGACAUUCCGUCCAAAUGGAGAUCGGAAGAGGAGAUGGCGAAGGAGGCGACGGAGCUGAGAGGCCUCUUCAGUUAGUUUCUUUUGGUAAAAACCUCUGUAUAAUGUAAACAUGGUCCAAUUAGUAUUUCUUAGAAAAGCAGUUACAUAUUCUCUAUAACUGUGUUCAUGUGGCCUCUAUGCAUGUUAAGGAAAAUCGCUCAUUAUUUGGUUUCGCAAUUGUUUGGCUUUAACUAAUGAUCGGGCUUUGGUUUAAAAAAAAAAGUGUCUUAUUAGUUGUGCAUCAUUUUUCUGCAUUAAAAAAUAGAAGAAGAAAAGCUGCAUUUAUGUUUCAAAGCACAUGGCAGUGUUUCCAAAAGGUACAUGCAGCCACAAUUUUUCUUUUUAAACAUUUUUCCAAUAUGGGUUGUUCAAUAUGAUUAAGUGUAUGACUAAUACUGAAGACUGCAUAUCUAUAAACAUCCUGCUUUUUGAUUUUAAAAAGGAGCACCUAUUAUCCUUAAAGAGGGUAUAACUUUUAGAAAAGAUUUCAAGUAGAAACCCCUUUUAGGAAGCUUAAACCAUUAACCAUCUCAAGAACCUUUGUAGAAACCAUAUGUAAAGCAGUCUGGAUGUUGCUGAAGCUGAAUUCUGGCAAAAAUAAGACAAAUAAUUAGGUCAAACUUAUAACAUAAUUUGCAUCUCUACUUAAAGACAUAAAACGUAAAUACUGUAUAUUUGACCAUUACAUGGAUCAUGUUGGUUGACAAAAUAGUCCGGAUGCCUAAAGAUGGCUAAGACCUUGCUAGCUAAGUGAAUGUCAUAAUUUGACCAAGUUGUUGGAUAUCUACAUGCCAUAGUGAAAUCCUGAUCGAUUCAGUUUGUAAUCAGAUACUGACUGUCAGUAUGUCUGUGAUGCUCCUACAAUGCAUUCAUAAUGGAAUCUUUGAAUGCAAAUCCAUCCCUGUUUGCACUUUUGCAUGGAACCAGACUUCUGCAACUUACAACUUCUGCAAACUACAUACAUAAAGAGUCUACUAUGUGUCUAUAAGAGCAAUAAACAUCUUUGUAUAGCUAUUCAAGGAAGAAUAUAACACAAGUAAGAGUGCUUCCCAAUACACAGUGCACUAUACAGUAGAAUAGGUUUAGGCGAUCAAAUAUGUUGGUUUGUCCCAGUCUAGGACAUUAUAUAUGUCAGGCCUGCCUACUGUUACAGUUGGAGGCACUGACAAUCAAAAGCAGCCCAUUUAUACAUAAGGGGGAGAAAUGCCCUUCAUUUUAGCAUGGAUUAACGUGGUGCUGCAGAUAUCCUGAAAUGGAAAUGUCAUCCUCUUGGAGAAACCAUAAUUCGACCAGUAAAAAUGCUCAUAAUAAAUCAUCUAUUAAGAAUCGACACCAGCAACCUUGUGCAUGAAUGUUUUAACAGCUCAAUUAUUCAAAUACAGUGCUGGUUUCCUCUUUAAAUCAGCAGUAAGCUGGCCAGUUUCUUAUGGUAUUGUGUAGGGUAUUUUGCAAGACCUAAACAGUAAAUAACCUCCAUUAUCCCCUUGACCACUACAGCAAAGUGUGUUCUUGUGUUACUUUGAUUGAUUAUUUGUUCUUUGCGCCUGGCCGUGCAGUCGGUACACAACGUGCCCCCUUCCUGCCUUUAGUACAUUCAUUUCUCUGAAAACCCCCAUCAAGGUUUUAUGGAGAUCAGUACGAUUAAGUAGCACAUUUAUUCCACAGCCCAGCUCUCUGAUAUGCAAUGCAAAGGCAUCUCACUUUCUGUUUGUUAUUCAUGAGUGUCCUGAGCUACAUUUCAUUACUAAUCCCAUUGGCAUCAUGUAAAUCACUGAAAGUAACCAUAUUGGGAUUUUUGGCUUAUUCCCUAAGCAGAUGUGUCAUCCUGUCAGUGAGGAAAAUGGGCAAAAUAAGAUUUCAAAACCCAAGGUGCUUUCGAAAAAGGUCAGUCAUCUGUCUGUAGCCGGUAAACCAUCUGUUACACAAUCCGUCGUUCAAUUUAAAUAAGGUUCAGCCAGAGGUAGGACACAUGGCUCAGGUAAAGUAAGAAACACAGCAAUCGUUAUUAAUUUGUGUACUGAUUUCUUAGCACAGCGUCAGAUACCGGAAGGUUAAACUAUACAGAUGUAGUGCCUAUUAUGCUUCAAAGUAUUAGUGUUUAAAUUGAUUCGCAGAAAUGCUGACAAACGCAACAAUAAGCCAAACACAGGAGGAAAUGCCAUUUGCCUUGAAUAGUCCUUUAUUGCGUAAAUAUAUUGUUAGUUAUCCCAGAUCUGCAGCAGCACACUCGAGGCUAUUAUGGCUCAUAUUCUUUUAUCAAUGUGGAAAUAAAAUGAUCUUGACUUGCCACUUAUUCAUCGGGAAAGGGAAAUACAAUUCUGGCAGAGUGAUGUACGCCUUCCAGUAAUCAAGUUGUAAAAAAAAAGGCCCCAUGAAUUUCAGGAAAUGUUAUUGAGAGGUUUCCUUUAGAGAGAUGUCUUGGAGAGUUUGGGGCUGAUCUAUCACUCAUGCACCUAUCUGAAACAUACAGGAAGAUAUCAAAUCCACAGCAUAAAUUACCCUUGCGACCAAGGCUUGCUGUCUUCAUUUGAACUUCUAGUUCUCCUCAGCUAAACAUGGGCAUUAUCCUUGGCCUUGACAUGGUGUAAUUGCUUCCUACCUAUUACAAUGUCAUAUUCUGAAAGCAUGCUGGAUGUAAUGAGCUCUUAGAAAUGAAUCAUACAUACAUUGCUUAUGGCAUGGCAUUUUAAUUAAAGUGACUUCCAAGAUAAUAUUGAGUGCAUGUUUCUGCAAGGGCAUUAUUUACAGAUCUCUACAGUAAUUACCUUCCUGAUAUAGCUAUGGGUCAUUAAGAGCACUACACCUCUUAGUGAUAGUCAAGCAUGUCUACAUAAUACAACAUUAGAUCAAGAAUGUAAAUACUUUUUGGAAGAAUGUAAAUACUUGGGCUACAACCCGUUAGCCAGUCGAUUGUAUUUAUUACCGAGUACAAGCUCAGAAAAAGCUAAUUACUACUGAUCAUAAAAAAACCUGAUCAAAUCACCUGCCAACUCGUCAUUAUGAGACUCAUUGGCUCUGUUCAGACUUGGCGUGAGCUGUAAGUUGUGGUUAUGAAGGCUUGACGCAAGGGCAUAAACUCAAUGUAUGUUUUAUUAGGGUGAAUCUGAAUCUUAUGAUCGAAGUCCAUGAUGGGGGUCAAAACACAGGUACACAGUGUUACAGGAUGACAAUCCAUAUUCACAAUCAGGGAACACAGGCGAACAUCAAAAAACCUGGAGGAACAGGAACAACAGGACAGAAGAAACCAAACUAAUCGAGCCGAGACACGGAACAGGUGAACACAUUAACGUAAUCAAGCAACGUCACCAAAACCAAAGCACAUUGAGAAAACACAAAAGAAAACACCACAAGCAUUACUCGCCACACUGGGAGAGGGAAUUCAUGACAGAAACCCCCAGCAUUUCAGUACUGUAAGGGUUGCCAAAUCUACCAAACGCAACCCAAUACCAUUUGAAAACCAGGCCCACAGAACUAGCCCAAUACUAUAACUUAAAUGACAUAUUUAGCCAACAAGCCACCAUACUCACAGUAUCAAUGUCAGAAAGACAUAUUUGCAGAGACAUGUCUCAUUAAGCUGUAGAGAAGACACCACAUUCCAUAGGUAAUUUGAUAUGUAGAUGUAGUCUACAGUCUACUGCUGCUCCAGCUUUAUAUUGAAAGUGUCCCUUACAUUGUAGCUAUACAUGUCAUGCUUCUAGAACAUGUCCAAGCAUGUCCAGACAGGAGUUUCAAGCUCGGUACAUUUCUCUGCUUGAUAUAUCGCUUUGCUUGUAUUUUCUCAUUUGUAAGUCACUUUGGAUAAAAGCAUCUGCUGAAUGAAUAAAUGUAAAUGUAAAUUUGCUGUUGUGCUUUCUGAGUAUUUGACUCUAUGGCUGUAAAAGAAACAAAAGCCCAUGUUGAGAACAGAAUAAAGAAGUGUCCAAAAUAGAGGACUCGUCACUUGGCUAAAUGAACAGAUUUAAUGUAAUGUAAUGAAUGUAGAAAUGUAUGUAAACUUGGCAACCUUCGAUGUAGUUAGGGAUGCUUUUCCAUUUACACUACAAAUGUAUCAUGGUCAUAUGCAUCCCAGACCACCUCCGAUUGUGACAUGAGUGAUCAGUUGACCCUAUUUAGUGUUGACCACUUGUGAUUGGAUCUCCUGAAAUGGAUGUUAAUACCAAGUCUGAAUGGGGUCUUUCCCUAACCCUAACUAUAGGUUUUAAAGAUCCAUAACAAUUAGUUUCUGGGAGGAAAAACAGCUCUAUUUUAAAAGCCCAAAUUUGUUUUAGCUUAAAAUAAAUACAAUGUCUUUUUGAGCACUCCUUUUUAUGGCAUACCUAAAUGGAGCUGAGAAGGAGUUCUUGUCAUAGUGUCAAGUGUAAUUAAGGGAAAUAUUCAGCUUCCUUUGCAGUAUUUCUGAUGUUAUAUGAAGCACAUAUCUCACUGACUUGGAAAUAAAUGAGGCAUUGAGAU